CAGCGCCUGAGCCUGUACCGACGCGCGGCGCGCUGGGAAAGGGAGUCCGGCGGGGCGGGGCCUGAGGGGCUCCCGCCCCCACGGAGCCCGGCGGGGGGUUGCGGCGGCGCCCUCAGGUGUCCGGAGAUGAGCUCCUCGCUUCUAGUGGCAAUGGUUACCGGCAGGCGUCGUUGCCAUUGCUCACCACUUUUUCCAUGUGGGUACAUAGAUUAGAUAUAGAUAUAGAUAUGCUCCCCACGUGCUGCCAGCUCAUCACCUGGUCCAUGACCCUCUCCAGUGUUGUCAUGGCCCUCCUUGCUUCCAGAACAAAACAAGGGCCCUCAUCAAAAUGAGGCUUUCUUAGAGAAGGAGUUGUAAAAGGCAGCGUCAUACAUCCGCGUCAUGCAAAAAAGAUUCAUGGUUUCAUAUGGAAAACUGGAACUCUCGGUACCAAAAGGAUACCUUUCAGGAGACCAACCGGGAAAUCGCAAGCCAAAUUGUCCUUCUCUGCAAGCUUUCAGGAUCAAAGUCCCUUUGUCAGGCUCUGGGAAAAGAAUAGAGGGUACAGGCUGGUGAAACAUCCCCAUAGGUAGGAAAUAAACUUAAUUUUUGUACAGAGGGAGCUGAAGAUGGAAGGCUAUCUUCCUCCGAGUCCAUGAGAGUGUCUUUGUGAGCGGGGCUGAGUAGCUCUUUGAUGGGUAGAUCAGGUAGGAUUCCUUCCCUGGAGGUGUCAGAUGGCAGGCAGGGAGGUCAAUAUGUUAUAGAUUCAUAGACAUUAGGGCUGGAAGGGACCUCACGAGAUCAGCAGGUCUAGCCUUCUGUCCAAGGUGCAGGAAGUCAGCUGGGAUCAAAGGAUCCCAGCAGGUUAGGCAUCCAAAUGUUCCUUUAAAGUGGGCAGAGUAAGUGCUUGCACCACCUCUGGGGCAGUGUUCCCUAAGCUGUAUGGUGUGCGCAGGCAGGUCUGGCAGCAUGGCAUGUGUGCACCUGCACAGCCAUGCAUGCCACACAGCUUAGAAGGAAUGCUGCUUAGGGGGGAGUCUAUUCCAGGCCUUGGGGACUCAGACAGUAAAGAAGUUUUUCCUUAUGCCCAGCCUAAAACAGUGAGAGGCUGUCUCUAACUGCCAGGUGCACUUAGGUAGCAGAGCUUGCUUUGUGUCUCACUCCCUGGCAUGGGCAGGGUUGACACUCUCAUGUGGGCCCAGUGCCUGCCAUUCAUUCACACCAAAAUCCCAGCGGGUUCCCAUUGGUGUCCAGAGAAGGGAAAGAAUUUUGGAAGGCCCAGGGUCUUUCUGAGACCUGUGCAACAAGAAUUGCAGGGGAAGGGGAGUUUCCCUCCUAGCCAAACAGAAUCAGAGGAAGUGCAGAGCUGGCAUUUUCCAAGUGUCUAUUGAGUGUAGCAAGGGCUGGCGCGCUUUGCAUCUAACAAGGGGUGCCUUGAGUCUAAAAGGCUAAGAACGGCUGAUUUGCACAGGCCUUGAUGUCAGAAAGCGCAAAGGAAUUCCUUUCACUUGAAGUUCCUGACCAAAUAAAUCAUGCCUCAGUGCUAAACUGGAUUAAAGCCUUAUUUGCACCCUGAUUUGACCUGAUCAUUACUGGGCAAGUCGUCAAGGAUCUGGAUAAAGAAGGUAAAUUAUAAUCUCCCUGCAUGAUCUCAGGUGGAGUCCAAUACUCCUUUGCAGAAGUAGAAAUGAUGGGAACAAGAAAAAGCAAUCCGCAGCCAACAGGUUAGUGGCUAGAAGCUGCAAGGAUUUUUACUGAAAGAGGAAAAUGCCUGUGUUCCCUCAAAACAUCAGCACACAGAAAGGAAUUCAGUUAAAAAUGUGACAAAAUAGGAGAUGUAUGUUUGUGUCCUGAUGCCAGAUUUUCCCCUCUCAGGACUAUUGUUCUUGCAUCAAACAGUUGUUUCAACAUGCUACGAUAACUUGUUUCCCAUUCUGUUUUAUGUCAGAGGAAACACCAGGGUAACCAACUAGUUGGAACUAGUUUGUUUUCUCUAUUUUAUGCAAGGGCAAUGAAAGUAAGUGAGCGGUCAGAAUCUGAAGGGUCAGGUGAUCUCAUUUGUGAUGAUGUCAUAAGAACUAUUGUAACAAUGGGAGAGAUUCUGGAAGUUUGAAUCUGUGCAAUGACUAGCAACCAUUUUCAGUGUUUCAACGCUUGAGCAAACCUGGAGAAGGGUUCAAAGUGCCACUUCCGUCAUUGUGAAAAAGCCUUUGGUAGUGAUACUGUCUGCUCAUUAUGGAGAGAGGGAAGAUGUUCACAUCAACUUUGUGGAUUUAGACAUAUGGAAAUAAAGCAAAAAUACACCAAUAUCUCAUGUUUCUGGGAAACUCAGCCUUUAGGCUGCGUGAGGAUCAGUUGCGUCUUUCAUCAUAGCAAACCACGUAAUAUAAAUGGACUUUUUUUACCACCUAGUAGCAAUGUCACACACAGACAAGAUUUUCAGGAAAGUACUCUGCAUCCUUCCCUUAGCCAAGAACCCCUGAAAGGUCAAGAAAGCACUUUAAGACCCAUUCACCCUCCACUGAUCAUAAACAUCAGCCUUGAGGAGGAGGAGGAGGAGGAACAAGAAGAAAACUGUAUCUCUAAUUUAUUGACAAAGACUCCUGCAGACAUUGAGGAAGAAAGAGCAAUAAGGGAAAUAUGUUAUAAAUCUGGAGAGUAUUACAGAAUCCAGACUCCUCAGGAAAACUACUCAGUAAAAAUUAUGUCUUCAGCACUGCAGAUUGAGCUCUUGAAGCCUAUGGAAACUGGCAGAGAUUUACAGGAAGGUGAUGGUGUUUCAGUUCCAGCAAAGUUUCAUAAUAUAAAAAGACAAGGAGAAAUAAUAGUAUCAUUAAAUGGAAACACCAGGACGGACCUUGGCUCCUUUGAAAAUGGAGGGGGUGAUUGUUAUGUGCCACAAAGGAACAGAGUUGGUGGAGGGAAGAAAAAUGAAGCAUUAAAUGGGGGGAAACAGUUAAUUAUAUCAAAACCUUCAGAUAUAAAAGGAAUGAACUACACUGAACCUGUAAAGAAACAUCACUUUAAAGGAGUGAAGAAAAAGAAAUGGAUUUCUGAGGAAUCAAAAAACUCAUCUAGUACAUAUUUGGGGAAAGCAACGCAUGGUUCUCACUCAAAAAGUGAAGCAAAUUGCCAAAGAAGUUAUCAAAGGCAGAAUUUUGAGAAUGCUUCUUAUAUUCCUUCUCUAAAAGCUUCUGGGAGAAGCACUUCUUUCUAUUCGCCAGAAUCUGGAAGAUCAACAAAUGUGACCAACAGCAAUGUCAGCUUCAGUAAAGAAUCCAAACUGAAUAUAUCCACAGACAAAUGCACUUCAGCAUCUUACAAUGCACCAAUUUGGAGAAAAAGAAGCCCACAUACAAAAGCAUACUCUAAGUCUGAAAAAAUCCAUUCAGAGCCAAGAAGAAGUGGAAGCAAAUAAAAAGCCAAGACUGAUUUGGAGAAAUGAACAAAAGAAAACCACGAUACCUCAUACAAUUCAGAGGAAAAAAUAUAAAAAUGCAAAAUCAAAGAAUAAGAUUACAAAGUAUUUCACACUGACGAUCUGAAGAUGAUAAAAUGCAAAUUGUAAAAAUAAGAUGCAAGAAGUACACUGUAGUGUCUCAAACCUGAUAAAAAUGCAAAUUAAAAAAGUCUAUGCUGCAUGUGUGGUUAUGAAGAUCUGCGGCAUAUUCAGCAUGUUGCUGAAGUUUAAUCUAGUUGGAAAUUUUGACAAUUCAAGUCAUUAUUUAACUUUGACCCUGGCUGUACAGUACAGAUUGAAGCAAAACCUUAUUUUUUAUCUAUAUAAAGAAAAAAACCUUGAAUCUAAUAAUAGAUAUGGCUAGCUGGACUUGCUAGCAAAUCUGAUUGGCACUUCAGAAGGAUUUCAGUAUACAUACCAGCUUUGACACACUCUACACAGGGACAGCUUUGACAUGGUUUUGGAUGGUAAUCAUUUAACUCUUACCCUGAUAUUUGGUGACUGACUCUUCACUUAUUUUUGAAUGUUUGCUAUUGAUUGCAAGGAAAGGAGAAUUGUAUUGUGAAUAAGAUGACCAGACUGAUAGUUAACUGUGGUAAAUUAUUCCAAACAUUUUAAAGCUAAAAUUUAAGAGAUUAUUCAAGAAGAUGGAGAACAAAGCUGAGAAGAUGAUUUGAAUUCUCAGUGCAUUUACAAUUAGCAGUGAACAUCUGCUAGAGUUUGACUAGGGAACCUCUUUUUCUUAUCUUUUCCUCAUUUUCACUGCAUGGUUUUGGUUUAGUGAAGCAGAAAGAAGCAACCUGUUAUCUGGGAGAAUUGAUGUUUGAUUCAAUCAGAUUCUAGGAGUGUUUUAUCAGCCUAUUUCAUGGGGAAAGGAGAGAACAUUGUGCAGCAGCAUGGUGAAUGCCCCUUCACUUCAUGCUGAGACAAGAAUUUGAGGCUGGACAAGGAAGUUAUAAAGCAUUUAGCAGGAGCAAGUGGAGUGGAAUUGGGCAAAAAUAGAGAUCACAAGCUAAAUUAAAGAGCACACAGGAAAAAUCCAAUUAUCAAAGGAACAGAACGAUUAAAAGUAAAUGCCCUCAAACGUUUAAAAAGGAGAAUGGAAUAGUAUUGCCUGGAAAACAACCUACAGCGGGUCAAAAUUUUUCAUGGAAAAGACCAACAAAGAAGAGCAAUAAUAAAUUUACAAAGUAAUGAUUACAGUCAAGAUUAUUAUGCAUAACCUAUUACAAAUAGGCUUGCAAGACUGCAGAAAAUACAGCAGAAAGACACUUUCACAGAUGCUGCAUCAUUAGAAUUACAGAGGUAUUAGACCUAUGCAAGUGGAUUCCCAUUCAACCUUCCAAGGGACAUUGUUUAAAGUUUCACAUCCAGAUGUCUGACUGACUGAUCUGCCACACUUUAUACUCCUAUAUGAAUAUGAAGUUAUCAGAAUUAGAGCACAGUUUUGAAACUAACAAGUUAUCAAAACAACUGUUGUUUAUCGUGUGGUUUUUUUAAUAGGAGCAGCUGCGCAAGCCCAGAAACAAUUAAAUGCUUUCCUUUUAACUAUUUUCUAGCAAACUUUUGAUCUUGCAUUACUGGAAGUUUUUCAUUACAAACCAAAAUGAACACACAAGCUCAACCAGACACAGCAUGUUUCAGUUUCAGUUUUAAUAAAUGGAUUCAAGCUUGUGAAUUUUCCCUGGUUUUUCCAAGACUGAGACGAACUUUAUUCUUCUUUCAUUUUUCAUGGUGUUUAAGGUAACAAUAUCUCACAAGAGCAGUUGCUCUUACAAGUUUACUAUCAUCACAGAUGGCCGAUGUCUUGAGAUAAUGUGGUCCUAUCUAACCUCACCUUUCACCCUUAUUUAGUUUCCAAGUUUAUUUCUGUGUCUUAAUCCAGAUCUGAGUACUCGUUCACAGACUUUAAUUAUUAUGUAUAAAAGCUAGGAAAUAAGAGGACACUAAUACUUUACUCAGUGUAUAUGCAGAUGAACAAGUUACCUCUGUACAUGUUUUAAAAUACAUUUAUUUCAAUUAAUAAACUUUCCAGUCGGUACCCCAAGCUUUGCCUUUUCCUAAAAGCAAAGCUGUUUUGAAGGAUAGUUCUUCUGGAACUUCCUUCUGGAGCCGUGGGAUCCAGUGAUUCCACCAGUGCCUUUUGCUGUGUCCUCUCUAAAGUUUUAAAAAUAUGUUGAAGCUUAUCCCCCAAAGCAUUUAGUAGGACUUAGAAAUCUUCAGUCACUGCCUCCUACUGCAUCCAAUAGAUUUUGCAGAAAGCUUUGAUCCCAAAUUCAUGCUGUAACAACUAAAGCCAUUUAACUGAGGAAGAUUGCCUUAUGCCUGAAAGCUUGCCUAAGAUUUCUUUCAACCAUACAGUUGGUCCAAUAAAAUAUAACACCCAAAAGGGUCUUCUUUCACAUAUUCUCUAGACCAGUGGUAUCCAACCUUUUUGACAGAUAUUCCACAAAUUAGCCUUCUGCCCUCCCUGAAUGACUUGUUCAGUCUGCUGCUGUGCUUCCUGCUCUGUGCUCCCUUUGUGAUCUGCUGCUUUAUUUUUUUGCUUCCUGCCCUGUAUUUUCUGCUUCCUUCUCUCUGCCUGAUCUGAUGCUCUCCUUUCUGCCCCAUAUAGGUGUGUCCAGAUGAGCAUGGAUGUUCAGUAUGCGGUGCCACAGACCCAUGUGGCACCACAUGUCGCACAUGCAGACAUUCCCUGCACUGAUACUUUGCAGCACAGUAGGGUGGGGGUUGAUCCCAAAAGAUCCCAGGGUAAAAAAAAAACCAUGGCUAAAAAAAGCAGGGUGCAGCACACACCACCCAAAACUGGA
Molecule: messenger RNA, 6249 nt
Organism: Alligator mississippiensis (American alligator)
Lineage: Eukaryota; Metazoa; Chordata; Crocodylia; Alligatoridae
Gene: ZC3H11D
Product: chromosome 4 C12orf50 homolog
Exons: 12
Coding region: 2261-3397 (378 amino acids)
Source: RefSeq, a predicted model, not a curated record